Messenger RNA from Salvia miltiorrhiza (redroot sage), 1446 nucleotides. RefSeq names its product protein NODULATION SIGNALING PATHWAY 2-like. Gene Ontology annotation, biological process: regulation of DNA-templated transcription. The record is from RefSeq and is a predicted model, not a curated record. Gene Ontology annotation, cellular component: nucleus. The transcript has a single exon. Gene Ontology annotation, molecular function: sequence-specific DNA binding; DNA-binding transcription factor activity. The coding region runs from base 1 to 1446 and encodes 481 amino acids. NCBI's taxonomy places the organism in Eukaryota, Viridiplantae, Streptophyta, Magnoliopsida, Lamiales, Lamiaceae.
AUGGACAUAGAAGGAGUGUUUUUCUCUUCAUUCGCCUUGUCCGAAGAUUCCUCUAUGGUAUCUUCAGACUCGUAUUUCCCAGAUACGUUUCCCGACAACCUUUUUAAUCAUGAUAGUUUACUGAUUACUUCGCAUGACGAUGGUCUUGUGAAGAUCUUGAGAAGCGACAUUGAUGACAUAUGUGACUGGCUUUACGCCGGUCAUAGUGAAGAUGGGACUUGUUCGUCUGCAGUUUGGGCUGCAGACGAAUGGAGUCCUUCUCCUUCCUUGGAGUCGAACCAGAUCGCACAUGUGCUCACCGAGGUGGCUAUAGAUUUGCCAAGGAAGGAUGCGAAGCUAGAAAACGAACUGACCCUAACUCAUCUCCUAAGAGCUUUUGGAGAAGCCAUGAACGAUGGAAACAACGGAUCACUCGCAAAAGUGAUAGUUGAGUCCAUAAAUGAGAAGAGCAGCCCUCAGGGGAAUUUAAUCGAACGGGUUGCGUACAACAUGUUCAAGUCCAAAGACGGCGAAUAUUUGAGACAAGAAUCGGUUAAGAACUUUGCAACAGCACUCAAUGUGUUGUACCGAAGCCUAAUCUGUGGGAGGUUUGCUCACAACGCGGCCAACGCAGCCAUUCUUGAAUCUAUACCCGAGGACGUGACGGUGCUGCAUAUAGUCGAUUUUGAAAUCGGAGAAGGGAUCCAAUGGCCUGCAUUGAUGGAGGCCUUGAGCAGGAAACAGAAGCCGGUGGUGAGGCUCACGGCUAUAAAACGAGAAGGCGAAGACGCGUUUGAGGAGACGAAGAAACGACUGCAUGAUCACGCGAGGCAGUGCGGCCUAGAGCUGCACAUUGAGGAGAAAUGCAUUCAAGAAUUCGCGGCUGAGAUGAGGAGAAGGAAGAGGAAGAGGGAGAACGGAGGUGGUAGAGAUUGGCUAGUGUUCAACGCCAUGGUUGCGCUGCCGCAUAUGGGGCGAAGGAGGCGGAGAAGCGGCGUGGUGGAGUUUUUGAAGGUGGCGGAGGGGUUGUUGGCGAAAUAUGAAGGAAUUCUGAGCCUUGGUGAUGGAGAAGCAGGGGUAAAAUGGGGAAAUUGCGUUAGCUACGAAUCUUAUUUUGGGGAGCUUGUUGAGCACUAUCAAGCUCUAUUCGAGUCGUUGGAGUGUAACUUGCCGGUUUAUUUGGGAGAGGCGAGAACGGCGAUGGAGUGUCUAUUUUUGGCACCUUUGAUGUGCCCGUUUGCAUGGUUUGAGGAGUGGGAGGAGAAGGUCAAAGGUGUCGAGUUUGAGAGCGUUUUGGAGGGGCGGAGAGCGAGUGAGGAGAGCUUGGCGGAAGCUAAGUUGAUGGUGGAUGAGAGAGAGAAUUGGUACAGUGUGAGGAUUGAAGGGUUGAGAGAGAAUGAGAUGGUGUUGCGAUGGAAGGAGACUAUGCUAGUGAGAGUGUCCAUAUUUUGUAGUAGGUUGUUGUGA